Botrytis byssoidea is the source of this 2229-nucleotide messenger RNA. RefSeq lists its product as uncharacterized. Lineage: Eukaryota; Fungi; Ascomycota; Leotiomycetes; Helotiales; Sclerotiniaceae. Gene Ontology annotation, cellular component: transcription factor TFIIE complex. The transcript has 3 exons. The record is from RefSeq and is a predicted model, not a curated record. The coding region runs from base 374 to 1720 and encodes 448 amino acids. Gene Ontology annotation, biological process: transcription initiation at RNA polymerase II promoter; transcription open complex formation at RNA polymerase II promoter.
AUAACAAUCAUAUCAAAUUUUCAUUUAAUCAACUCCCUGCCCUUGCGAGCAAUACAAUACGAUACAACGACCGUACCACUCACCCUCAACAGAUACAAAGGGAUUCAACUCAUCCUGUUCAUGUCUUCUACUUUAUUGUCUUGAGGAUACAAAAUGAUCAUGGGCAUCCUGGACACCAUUUAUUGAAAAAUAUCUCUUUGUCUUUUUUUCGAUUCUAUCUCUAACGACUCUGCAAAGCCCAUCUUUCAAAAACACAUUCUACCUCUUUUUGAGACACUCACACACACUCAAGGCCCCGCAUCCCCUCUUUCCCAAAUACCGGACUUAGAUCUCAUUCUUCUAUUCCCAAUCUCUUGAUUAUCCAUUCGCAAAUAUGGAUCUCGCCCAGAUGUUGGUGCGCUCUUGUAUGCGCUCGUUCUAUGACACAAAACAUAUCCUUGUGAUUGAUGCGCUCGUCAUUCAUUCCGCCUUGCGCGAUGAUGAUUUAGCAUACCUGAUGAGCAUAAAUACAAAGGAGCUUCAUAAGCUUUGUGGAAAGUUGAAGGAGGAUCGAUUUCUUGCAGUGCAUUCACGUCCAGAGAUCAAAGAAGGCCAACAACGACCAAUUAAUCGAACCUACUAUUUCAUCGAUUAUCGUGCAACAAUUGAUGCGAUUAAGUGGAGAGUUUACCAGAUAGACAAGGCUGUUCAAGGAAAUACUGUGCCAGAUGAUGAAAGAAAGGAAUACUUUUGCCCUCGAUGCAAAUCAGAAUGGACAACUUUUGAAGUUUUGGACAAGAGAAGUUAUGAAGGCUUUUUAUGUCACAAAUGUGAUUACCUUCUGGUACACGAUCCUGACAAUAACCGUGGUGGACAUGAACAGUCAUCGAAACUCAAUGCACAGUUUAAAUUUAUCACCGACUUACUCCCAAAGAUCGAUAAGGUGGUCAUCCCUGCAAACACCUUCGAACAAGCUCUCUCAACAGCUCGUAAAGUGGUUAGAGAUGAAGCUAAUCCUGGCAGUGAAACUGCACCUGUUGCUCUUUCAUCGGAGCGACCAACUGCUGUUCGUGGUCUGGAUAAUACUGGACCAACGUCCAUCUCAGUUACUUUGACGAACGGAGAAGGACCUACAGCUGCAGAUAUCGCUGCUGAACAAGCUCGCAAAGAGAAAACAGCUGCUCAAAAUGCGUUACCUCAGCAUUUCACUCACAGUACUAUCACUGGAGAGCAGGUCAAGUUUGGCAACCAACCCACGGCCUCUAUUGGCCCAGUUGACACCAAUAAGAAGGAUAUCAAACCUGAUACCGAAGGUACUGGUGAAGGGGCUGAAAUUGAUGAUUAUUUUGCGCAACUAAAGGCUGCACAAGCCAAAGAACUCGAACAAGAAGCCGACGAAGAGUAUGAAACCGACGAUGAAGAAGAAGAAGGCUUCGAAGACGUCAUUCCAAAUGGCACCACAUCUGGUGCCGCCACUCCAACUAGCUCCGUUGGAGGCAUAGAGACUAAGCCCAGUGUAACGAGUGGUAGUGGUCUCAGUGGUGUCCUAAAGCAUUCACGAAAUGAAAGUGUUUCAGCGAGUGGAACGAGCACAGGUGCAGGAAGUCCGGUAACAGGACCUAAUACACCGAAUGAGGAUAGACCAACGAAGAGAGUUAGAAUUGAGGAGCCUGCUCCAGCAGCACCGGCUAUAAAAGAUGAAGAGGAGAGUGAAGAGGAUAUGGAGUUCGAAGACGUUUGAUCGCUUAGACCCUAGAAAAAAGGGGCUGGGAAGGGAAUGGGAAGGGGAGGGAUGUGGAUUCUUACAUUACAUACAAUGCCUGCAUACAUGAUUGGAUCAACAGACCAAUAAUAGAUAAGCAUGCAAUAGGGGUGGGUAUUUGAGCUAUUUUCAAAUCUCCAAUCUAGAGUGGUAGAUUGGACGGAUGCAUGGCGUUGAGGGUAAUUGCUUACACGCUUGUCGUUUUUUUCCUCGUAAAAAAAUGAUGCAUACUGAGGGUGGGCGGAGGUCAUUUUUCAUUCAUCAUAGCACAUAUCCAGACCAAGCCAGAUUAGCCAUAAUACUCGUGAAAAGGUUUGGUCAAAAGUCGUUGGGCUUUCUAGGUUUAUAGAUGAGUUCGUUCGUUCGCGCGCGUGUGCCUAGUCUUCAAAGCUGUCAGAGACUUGAACGAAUUGUAAAUUGUAUAAUUAAACAAAUGAAGUCGUUUCUCAGGCUUCUUAAUCACUCUCACUUGUGAAUUGUGAUUAUUU